Molecule: messenger RNA, 876 nt
Organism: Tremella mesenterica DSM 1558
Lineage: Eukaryota; Fungi; Basidiomycota; Tremellomycetes; Tremellales; Tremellaceae
Exons: 10
Coding region: 1-876 (291 amino acids)
Source: RefSeq, a predicted model, not a curated record
AUGUCUUUCAAAUCUUUCGAUAUUUCUACCCUUUACAGUGUUAAAGGCAAGAAUGUUCUCAUUACGGGUGGUGGAACCGGGGUUGGGAAGGGUAUGGCCAUUGGUUUCGCCAUGAACGGUGCCAAAGUCAUCAUCACCGGACGAAGAUUACAAGUCAUAGAAUCCACCGCUACUGAGAUCAAUGCAGCUUGUAAAGAACAAAAUUCUGGAGGAGAGGUUAUACCUGUUCAAGGUGAUAUCGCUACCAAAGCUGGUGUUGAAGCGAUAUACAACAUUUGUUCUCAAUUCAUUGACCGACUUGAUGUGUUGAUCAACAAUGCUGGAUUUUCGAGUAAUUGGAAAGUCCCAAGUAAGAUGAAGGAUGAUGUAGAGCAGCUUCAACAAAAAUUGUGGUCCAUCGAUGACGUGGACUACGCCAACAUGACCGCCGUCCAUGUCGCAGGUCCCUAUUUCAUGGGCGUGAAAUUCAUCCCCAUGUUCCAGAAAUCCGACAAUCCGGUAAUCAUCAACAUUACUUCUUUAGCGGCGGAAUUUAUGAACCGAGAAGUAUGCGAAUUCUCCUACGCUCAAUCCAAAGCAGCAGAACAACAACUCACUAAACUCAUGUCGGCCGCUUUGAUGCCUUUUAAAAUCCGUGUCAACGCCAUUUCUCCUGGUUUGUUCCGUAGUCAAUUGACAACUACUGCGCAAGGCUCUCUUUACCCACCUAUGCAACGUGCGGCAGAUGAGAUCAUACCUGCUCGUCGUCCGGGAAGUUGGGAAGAGAUAGCAGGUCCAGUCAUGAUGAUGGCUACACGUGCAGGUGCUUAUUUGAAUGGUGUAGCUUUGUCGGUGGAUGGAGGAUGGCUCUUGACUGAUUCAGCUCUUCAUGUCUGA